AUGAGGCCCUGCCUGGUCCUCCCUUGUGGUCCUGCUGCCACCGCCACCUCCUUCUUGACCGCUUGCCUUUUUUUCCUCCCGCAGAAGACGCUGGCUGCCCGGAAGUCUGGCAUCUCCCUGGCCAUGCUCAUCCGGACCUCCGUCAACAAUGAGGAGAUGAAAAUGCACGUGUUCAAGAAGACGCUGCAGGCGCUGAUCUACCCGAUGUCCUCCACCACCCCGCACUACUUCGAGGUCUGGACGGCCACGGCCCCCACCUACUGCUACGAGUGCGAGGGGCUGCUCUGGGGCAUCGCCCGGCAAGGCAUGCGCUGCACCGAGUGCGGGGUCAAGUGCCACGAGAAGUGCCAGGACCUGCUCAACGCAGACUGCUUGCAGAGUUCUGAUGGGAAGCCGAACCGGGAUCCGUCCCCUCCGAGGGUCCGCUUUCUAGCCUCCGGGAUCAAUGUGUGGGGCCGCCCCACCGCCUGA
Molecule: messenger RNA, 471 nt
Organism: Anolis sagrei ordinatus
Lineage: Eukaryota; Metazoa; Chordata; Lepidosauria; Squamata; Anolidae
Source: RefSeq, a predicted model, not a curated record